Molecule: messenger RNA, 1093 nt
Organism: Erpetoichthys calabaricus (reedfish)
Lineage: Eukaryota; Metazoa; Chordata; Cladistia; Polypteriformes; Polypteridae
Gene: tmem91
Product: transmembrane protein 91
Exons: 4
Coding region: 265-861 (198 amino acids)
Cellular component (GO): membrane; intracellular membrane-bounded organelle
Source: RefSeq, a predicted model, not a curated record
GUAAGCCACAGACCACCACCGAUACUGGCAAUAGCUUUUAGGCUCAUCUCAACUACAAGUGGUUGGACAACUCUGAGUGGAUCAACAAGACACUGGCUACAUUUCCGGGACCAUGGAUCAUAACAUGCCUAAAUCCUUCAAUGACAGAAGCCACAUGAGAAAGUACACCACCACCACCAUGCCAUGUUAGGCUUGAUUAACCAGAUUUAUGCAAGGAAGGCCAAGUUCCAUUUCCGAAGAGCCUAUUAGCUUAGUCUCUUGAUCAUGGAGUCUCAGGAGGAGCUACACCAUCCUUUGCUGACCAACAGCCUCAACUCUGAAAGCUGGCUGUCUAUGGUGAACCAUUCCACCCAGUUGCUGGACCCAGACUCUCUACCCCACAGCCUGGAAUCCUUGUACCUAGCUGCCUGCUCCAGACUACAGCACAAGGAGGACCCAGAGAAUACCUAUGUAGAUCUUGUUGAAGGACAAAGCACAGAUGUGCAGAUUCACAGAACAGGACAGAGCAUCCACAGUGUCAGCUAUGGGAUGGAGGAAGAGGAACUGGUUCCUGCCUGUGAGGAUUUCUCAAGUGAGUGCAGUGAGACGGACAGUGAGAGCAAUUUCUCUCUUAUGAUUCCUCAAGACUACGUGGGACUGGCUGUUUUCUCAAUGCUCUGUUGCUUUUGGCCGCUGGGCAUUGCUGCUUUCUAUCUGUCGCAAAAGACUCACAAGGCCUCGGUGAAAGGAGACUUCAGUGGAGCUAUCUCAGCAUCACGCCAAGCUCUAUGGUUGGCAGUCUUCUCCAUUAUCUUUGGUAUCAUGACCUACAUUAGCGCCAUUGCUGUUCUUGUGUCAUAUCUCACUGGAAAACCACCCUAGAUCAUGAAGUUGGGAAAAUGCUGAUCAUAAGUUUGAGACCUGCACCACACUACUACACUUGGACACACUCUUAAUAGAAAGAGGUCUUCAUAUGUCAUGGCUCCCAGCCCCUUCAGAGUGCCUGAACCACAGAACUUUCCAUACCAGAGUGUUGGAAUGUAACAAGACAGUAAGCAGCUUUCAGAUUUCCCAAAGGCACAUGUCCAUCAGAAAAAGAGCUCACAGUUAACAC